Magallana angulata is the source of this 836-nucleotide messenger RNA. RefSeq lists its product as uncharacterized. Bases 77 to 622 code for a protein of 181 amino acids. Lineage: Eukaryota; Metazoa; Mollusca; Bivalvia; Ostreida; Ostreidae. The record is from RefSeq and is a predicted model, not a curated record. The transcript has 5 exons.
GGGAGGUCCUAAGCAUUGCAACAGUAUAUAAAAAUGUAAAGAAAAUCUUACAAUUCAGCAAAGUAGUACACCUGAAAUGGCGAGCACCAAACAUCUGUUGUUACUCGGCCUGGCAAUUCUUAUGGUCACACAGUCCUAUGCCACCUUCCAUCCUGACGGAGCCUAUGUGUAUCAGACCAAUCACCCCGAGGCUGUGGACCACUAUGUCUACGCACAUACUAAGCUUGGCAGCAAGGCAAAAUCUACCAAUUAUGAAGUCAGAUAUAAUGGAAAAGUCUGUUACAACUUAACAAACUUUGUGGUGGAAAGUAUGGGAAGUAUGGGCAACCAUGACUGGCUAGAAGUGACAUUUGGGAAAGAUUGCGUCUCGGGUAGGGUUAUCACUGAACAUCGUAUGACGGAAGAGGAGCCGUUCAGCGUGUGCAAUGUAUACUGGUACAACAAGUACUCAGAUGAUCCUGAAAACCCGCCCACGUGUACCCCCGCCACAUACCGCUAUCACGUGAUAUUUACCCUGUCAAAGGAUCCCGAUGAGAAUGUCAAGGAGAUGAUCGAAAAAUAUGUUGAGGACAACAACAUUAUGGAUCUACACAGACAGGAUCCUUCUGAAUGUGACGUCUAGUUCGAAAUGAGAAUGGGAUUACAGAAGAAAGUCAACUCUGGAUGCAGAGAAAAAUGAAAACUGCACUUUUGUCCGCUUCUAUUCUUUGAAAUUGUAUAAAAUAACGCAUCAUCUUUAUUUGAUAAGCAAUUAUAUUUGUUUCAUUUAUUUAUAAAGAUCAAAAAUUUAUAUCUAUAUAUGUGUCAAUAAAUACAGAGUUGAAAUAAAAAAUAAA